Molecule: messenger RNA, 7230 nt
Organism: Stegastes partitus (bicolor damselfish)
Lineage: Eukaryota; Metazoa; Chordata; Actinopteri; Pomacentridae
Gene: wnk2
Product: WNK lysine deficient protein kinase 2
Exons: 29
Coding region: 1-6963 (2320 amino acids)
Biological process (GO): protein phosphorylation
Molecular function (GO): ATP binding; protein serine/threonine kinase activity
Source: RefSeq, a predicted model, not a curated record
AUGGAUGCGGCGGACGAUUCGAGCAAAGAUCCGCCACUGGGAUCCACAUUUUCCUCAGCACCCAAUUUAGACUCUGACAUUAACGCAAACGCCUGCAGGCCCGUGUAUGAGAAUGGGACGGACCACAAUGUCAACAUACAAAACGCUGCCCUGCGGGGAGCCAGUGACCCCAGCGCCUACCCCUCCACUGACUACCAGGGGCUGGUGCGCCAGAGGUUCAUCCGGCGGAGUCUGUGGGUGUCAGACUCCGAGGAGCAGCCGGUGGACGCGCCGGAGUUUGUCAACAGCAGCCCGGUGCUCAACAUCGACCUGCGGACCAUCGUCGAUCGGAGUCGGACCCGAGCUCUGCACGGAGCCCGCGUCCAGGAGACCUCCAGCACCGAGAGCCAGGUGGGCCUGAAAGACAGCGCCACGGAGAGCGUGAGCGCGGACGAGGAGAGGGGAGACCGGAGCGAAGCCGAGCCCAAGCCGGAGGUGGUGCACUCGGAUGUCACAGGUAAAGCAGGAAGUGACGAGAACGAAGAGGAGCCCGGCAUGAAGGCUGUGUCCACCUCACCGGGGGGCCGCUUCCUCAAGUUUGACAUUGAGCUGGGAAGAGGCUCCUUCAAGACCGUCUACAAAGGUCUGGACACCGACACCUGGGUGGAGGUGGCCUGGUGUGAGCUCCAGGAACGGAAACUGUCCAAAGCAGAGAGGCAGAGGUUCAAAGAGGAGGCAGAGAUGUUAAAAGCUCUCCAGCAUCCCAACAUCGUGCGAUUUUACGACUUCUGGGAAUCACCGGUGAAAGGGAAGAAGUGCAUUGUUCUGGUGACGGAGCUGAUGACCUCAGGGACACUAAAAACGUAUCUGAAGCGCUUUAAGGUCAUGAAGCCUAAAGUUCUCAGAAGCUGGUGCAGACAGAUUCUCAAAGGCCUCCACUUCCUCCACACGAGGACUCCACCCAUCAUCCACCGAGACCUCAAGUGUGACAACAUCUUCAUCACUGGUCCCACGGGCUCUGUCAAAAUCGGAGAUCUCGGCCUGGCAACGCUGAAGAGGGCCUCUUUUGCUAAAAGCGUUAUCGGAACUCCAGAGUUCAUGGCCCCAGAGAUGUACGAGGAGCACUAUGACGAGGCUGUGGAUGUCUACGCCUUUGGGAUGUGUAUGUUGGAGAUGGCCACCUCAGAAUACCCCUACUCCGAGUGCCAGAACGCUGCUCAGAUCUACCGCAAAGUCACCAGCGGGGUGAAACCUGCCAGCUACAGCAAAGUCAGUGACCCAGAAAUUAAGGAGAUAAUAGGGGAGUGUAUCUGUCACAGGUGGGAAGAAAGGUACUCCAUCAAGGACCUCCUGAAUCACGCGUUCUUCGCCGAGGACACGGGCGUCAGGGUGGAGCUCAAUGAGGAAGACGACGGCAAGAAGUCGUCUAUCGCUCUGAAGCUGUGGGUUGAAGAUCCGAAAAAGCUGAAGGGGAAAUACAAAGAUACCGGUGCCAUUGAGUUCACCUUUAACUUGGUGAAUGAGGUCCCGGAAGUUGUGGCGCAAGAAAUGGUGGAAUCGGGUUUUUUCCUGGACUGUGACGUGAAGAUCGUCGGGAAGUCCAUUCGAGACCGCGUGGCUCUCAUCAAGUGGAGGAGGGAGCGGACCGUCUCGCCAAACGGAAACGGUGAAGUAGCCGUGAAGAAGAUGCAGCAGAACCUACUGCAGGUUCCCAGUACUGGUGUACCACAGAAAGCCACAGCAGGCGCUGCAGAUUAUGAGGAUCAAGAGGCGGAACAGCAGACUCUGAUCUGCACCGUGCCCACCACAGCCUCUACCACAUCCGACAGCGGAGUGAGCUCCACCAUGCAAUUAGACGAUCUGAACAAUCAGCAGAAUGGCCCCUACCAGUCGCUUCCAGAGCCCAUCUCCACAGCUCAGAUGGUCUACAGCCCUCCCGCGCAGCCUGACCCUCAGCUGCACCAGGGACCCUACCAGCAGCCCACAGCACAGGUCUCACAUGAAAGCUACACACAAGCAUCCACACAAUUACACCAGGGAGCCUACCAGCAAACGGCAGGUCAGCUGCAUCCUGGAGCCUUUCAACAACCUGCAGCACAACUGCAUCAGGGGCCUUAUCAUUGUCAAACAACAGUUUCUGCUCCAGCUACGCCAGCCCCUACUGCGCACCAGAAUAGACAGACAGCACAGAGCUUCCCAGCUGCAGCCCCGACUCCACAGACGCAGCUUACUGCUCAACCCAGCCAGGAGCAGUGCCACCUCCAACCAGCUGCUAUCCUGCCCCAGCUGUUACCUGCUGAGCACCCUGCAUCUCACCUGAGUCCUCCUGAUACAUCCACCAGUUUUCCACAGUCACUCUCCAGUGCUCCUCCCCCACUCCUGCCCCUGCAGAUCAGCACACAGUUUCCCUCACCAUAUCCUGUAGUUCAGACAGGGGGCCACAAGCCUCCUUCCUUCUCCCCUCUGCCAUCUGCCUACAGCAGCAGUGACCCUCCUAUGUCUAGCGCCUACUUCUCCCCUUCGCCCCACCAUCCCACUCUUCCUCUGACCCCUCAUGCUACCUUCCCCCCUGUACCUAUCCUCGGCACCCCUCAGACUCCUCUGUCCACACCUCAGCACGUGCCCAGUAUGGCGCUCCCUGUUCCACUUCUCACCAUGGCCAUGUCCCCUGCACUGCCACAGCAGCAGCAGGGCGGCCCUCCCACAUCUCAGCCAAACCUCAGUACCUUCCAUUCCACCCAUCCCUUACCCCUCUCUCAGGUACAACCCACCCCAUACCCCGUCCCCAACCCUGAGCCUCAACUGGCUGAGCAGCCUUUGCAGGUGAUUGCUCCGCAUGGGACUUUGGGAGAUGUUCAGCUGUUGGCUGUGGGCCACCCUGCCUCCUGUGCUGUUCAGACUUCUCUAUGGGGAAGCGGAGCAGAUACAGAAACUACUGCAAGUGGCCUGGACCUAACUGUAGCUCCUGCAGGUUCAACUCCGGCUCCAGUCUCAUUGUCCGCGACAGUCCAAGUUGAACCUCAAGCCCCAGCACAAACUCCGGUUCCGAUGCGAGCACGGAACCAACCUUCAGUCCCAGUAUCAGCUCAGACUGCAGCCCCAACCCUCCUUAAAGCCUCAGCUUCAGUCCCAGUACAAGUUCCAACAGCAGUUCAAGCUCCAGCCUCAGCGUCACUUCAGGCACCGACGUCUGCAUCGGGUCCCACUUUAGAACAAACAAAUGUCUCCUCUGUUUGCUCAGACAAACCUUCUGCCAUGGGCAAACCACAACUCUCAGUCCAAGGUUUGGUCUCAAUUCAGUCUGCAGCCCCUGUUUCUGCUCCAGCUCCUGUCGCAGCUCCAGUUCUGCAGCCUGCUGGCAUCCAGACAGCAGUCUCAGUGCCCGAGAGUGCCAACCUGGCCACAACUCAGCAAAACCUAGAGACGACACCUGCAUCUAGCACCCUUCAGCAAGAGCCCUGUGUAGAGGAUGGGCUUCGGGACAAACUAAUAUCUUUACCCAGUUAUGCAUAUGACAGUCUCAACUCUGAUGUAGCAUCUGGUAAGGAAGCAAGUGACGGCUAUGACAGCUUGGCUAGUGGGGGGAAGGGGGAUGGAAAACCCAGGAAGCAUCACCGCAAGUCGGCUCGCACACGUUCCAGGCAAGAAAAGACCAGCAAACCCAAACUGAGCAUGCUCAAUGUUUGCAACACUGGUGAUAAAAUGGUAGAAUGCCAGCUGGAGACUCACAACCACAAAAUGGUGACAUUUAAAUUUGACCUGGAUGGAGAUGCUCCCGAGGAAAUUGCCACUUACAUGGUAGAGAAUGGGUUCAUACUAUUGUUGGAGAAGGAGAUCUUCAUCGACCAGCUGAAGGACAUUGUGGAUAAAGCUGAAGACAUGCUGAAUGAAGACAUGGAGGGUGAAAGGGACACGACUUUGAGCUGUAGUCCUCUACAAGGCCAGAUGUCUGACGGGCAGCCAGGAGAGAGUCAGCAGCCCGGAGCAGCUCAGCCUGUCUAUCAGCAAAACGUUCUUCAUACAGGAAAGCGAUGGUUCAUAAUCUGCCCUGUAGAGGAGACACCUACGUCCAGUCAGGAGACUCCGUCUGAUGGGACGACCACACAGUCCCCUAGCAGCUCAGCCACCACCCAGCCUGCUGACAGUGGCACUGCAAGGCCCUCCACAUCCAGAGAAGAGGGGUCAUCCUCCACGAUGUCUGGUGGAAGUGGAGGCUUCUCCUACGAGGUGUAUGGCUUCUGUAGUCCUCCAAUAAUGUCCAACACAGAUCCACUCCUCUUAGCCACUCUGUCUCCCCCUGUUUCUGCACCCCCGACCCUCCAGUCAGUGUCCUCUGUGGAUCCAGCAGGCAGCUCAGUGCAGCCUAAUGUGCAUCAAGCCCAGCCAGCCAGAGCUCAAACAUUUCCCCCAUCAUCCCCACACGCGUCUUUCCCAGUAGAGGAGUCCCAGGGAUCCCCUCUGGGCUCCAUCUCCCCAAUCCACGCAGCUCAGCAGAUGUCCGAUAUGACAUGUCCUGUCUCUCUUGCUGACGAGGUGCCCUGCUGCCCUCUAGUCAUGCCCCUGUCUCUGGAUGUGAGCGCUUCGCAGGGUGGGUCUCCUCUCACUCCUCUCCCCCUUCAGGACCCAGGUUCAGCCAAAGAGCCUCCGUCUAUGUCCUACGCCCCUGCAGCCCGGAGCGAGCGGCCACAGCAGCCUGUGGUGCUCCACCAGCCGUUUUCCACCGUGGGAGGAGCCAAAGUGUCCUCACUGCCCCAGAGCCCGGCGCCAUCCCAGCACGGUGCAGGGCCCAGCGAGUCCGACGGGGAAGGACGGUUGGGCCGCGGGGGCUUUGUAGACAGCACCAUAAAAACUCUGGAUGAAAAGCUAAGGAAUUUGCUCUACCAGGAAUAUGCUCCCAUGUAUCCAUCCGGCAGUGCUGCAGAGACACCAGGAUCUGGCACGGAGUACAUCCAGUCUCCUCCAGGUCCAGACAGCGCCACAGGAGGGUCAGGAAACAGCACACCGGGGCCCAUAGGGGAGGGACGCUACAGGGCAGGAGAACAGCUGCCUCAAAUUCCAGAGAGAAUGGAUAGUUUGAGCACACUGAGUGACUCAGCUGUGUGUGCUUCCCUGUCAAGAAGACAUGUCCCUCACUCUGCUUCCUGCUCUGGAACAAGAGGUCGAUUCAAGAUAAUCUCUGUUCCUCCUGAAGUGGCCAACAGACGAGAUGUGAAGCAAAGGAGCUGGAGCAGCGCUGCCUCACCGGCGCACCCUGUGGAGUACGGUGGCGACCACGUUCAGGCUGAGGUCAUGGCUACCUCCACCACAAUCGGCCGCUUCUCUGUGGUGAGCACUGAAGACGACAUUACCCAGAGGACACGCUGCAGCCGCUACUCUGCCCCACCUGAUUUCUACCUGGACACACCUCCGUCCAUGGCCAAGCGAGGCUCCCUGCCUCGCGCUCUGACCUCAAACUCUGUCCCUGUGGAUGUGACGGUCCAUGCUCGCUUCCUGUCCUCAGACUCGGGGGCUGAGAGCAGUCCAGCAAAACUGGCCCCUGCCACCCCGUCUCAACACUCUCGCUCUGAGCGCCGAGGAAGCGACCUCAUGAAGAGGGCCGUGGCCUUUCUCCGUCGUUCCGGUCGCAGCAGCAGCGUGCAGAGCUCGGACUCACCAAACAGGCAUGGAGGCGUGCACGGCUCGGCAUACGCCAGCAGCGAUAAUGACUCAGAGAUGGAGGACUCGGACAUAAAGAAGGAACUACAGAGACUCAGGGAGAAACAUCUGAGGGAGAUCUCAGAGCUGCAGGCCCAUCAGCGGGGGGAAGUGGAGCUGCUCUAUCGCAGACUUGGCAAAGCCCCUCCUCCUGGCCUGGGACUCUCAAACACUGGACCGCAUGCCGGCCGUAGAAAGAGGUCCAGCAAGCACAGACUGAAACCAGGCAAACUCCUCAGUCCUCUGGUUCAACAGUUUAGAAAUGUCACAACCAAAGCUAGUGACUCCAGCAAAGCCAGUGCUGCUGCAGGCACAAGUGAGCCCACAGUGAGUUUAAACGGCUCUCCGGCCAAAGGGCCACUCCCCACUCACAGCAGAGCACGUUCGUGCACCAGCCACCUUCCCAGCUCCACCUCAGAGCCUGUGCAGACUCAGCAGCCCUGUUCCCUCAAAGGCUCUCUGUCUUCUGACAAUAUUUAUGCUGGACUACAUGGAGACGGCACCGGCACACAAGCUCCACCUGGACAAGGCUGGUCUAAUUACCCUCAACCAUCUGAGAGAGUGACCUAUAAAUCGAGUAGCAAGCCACGAGCUAGAUUUCUCAGUGGGCCUGUGUCUUUGUCUAUCUGGACAACGCUGAAGCGACUGUGUCUUGGCAAAGAGCGCGGCAGCAGGACUGGAGCUUCAGCUUCAGGGGCUUUCAAUCAAUCACAGCAGCUUCCUACCGGUGUCACGCCUCCUCCCCAUCAGCCAGUGAUGGGUCUGGCCCAAGCUCAGGCCAACAACAGCAACAACAAGACCUACAGCGGCACGUCCAUAAGCGCCGCCGAAAGCAACCUGCCUGAGGACCUGCAGCGGCUGAUGGACGACUGGGCCCAGGAAGUUCUGAUUGUGACCCACCGGCCGCGCACCAACUCUCUGAGUAUCAGUGGACAGCAGCUUUGGGAUCAGAUUGUCCCUCGAACAUGUGAACAGCUUCUUAGUGCUUCAGAUGUAUCAUCAUGGACAGCUCCAGGUCCAGAGGCCUGCAAUCUGCCCCUGUCAUGGCCCGACAGCCCUGGGUCAACAGUGAUGACUACCCCCUCUGCAGGGCCCCAUCCCUCCUAUCAGCCACACUCCCCUGCUCCAUUCAGGGCCUCACCUCUCUCUGUUAGCCAGUGGCCUGGGCUGCUCUUCCCCCUUCCUUCAGGAGUGUUUGCCUUUCCCGCUGUGCCCUCAGCCCAGGAUGCCCACAGCCCCACUCCAGCUUCAUCAUAUCAGCCGACCGACCCCAAGGCGAGGACUCUCUAAUCUGAGUAGCAUUGUGUCUUCCAACUCUGUUACCAAAAAGAUAUCUCAUUAUAGUUCUAGUCAACCUUAUGUGCAUAUACUGUAUAUAUUUAACCAGCAUGUAUGUAACCAUAUGUACAUACUUGUCUCCAUUCUUGAGUUUUAUGUUUCAUUUGCAUCAACAUACCUCAUGUCCAUAUUACAGUACAUAAUCCUUGAGUGCAGUCUAAUGGUAGUAGUACUUUUAAAGAUGUAUAGUUCGCCCAAUCAGGCUUGAAAGUGCAGAUU